UAUUUCCCAUUUCUACCGUGUGACAGCAGUCAGUAGAGGCCAUAGCAUUUAUCUUUUUUUCAUUUUUGAUUUAUAAUUAAAUAAAAAAUUGAUUUCUUCAACAAUUUCCAUUUGUUGUUUUUUUUUGUUGGAAUAAAUUGCAUUUAAUUAAACUAUUCAAUAAUGUCAUCAUCAUCAAAUCAAUGGGAAGUUGUUACCAAGUCAAAGAAACAGCGCAAUCUCGAAAAGAAAGUUGAAGCGCACACGGAAAAGAAACGUCUUGCAUUAGCCGGUCCAAGCUUGGAAGAAAUUCUUCCUCAACAUCAAUUAAAAAGUAUUUUUAGUAAUAAAAGUUCUAAAGACAAGGAGAAUAAAUCUCCAAAAAAGUCGGCAGCAGUUGGAAGCAGCAACAAGUCAUCUCCCGCAAAGAAAUCCAAAAGCAAUAAUAAUAACAACAACAAUGAGAGCAAUAGUAAAAAAUCAUCAUCAUCAGCACCUUCGGCUCCACCAAAGCCAAAGAAUUUGGAAACGGCUUUAUUGAAAAUAACUCCAGAUGAACUCAAUGGGCUAAUGGAACAAUUGAGAUCGACAUUCCCUGGAAAUGAAUUGUAUUGGCUGAGGGAGAUUGCCUCAUUUUUUAACUCGCACCUUCCAUUCGAUUGUGAUCCAACAUUCUCGGGCAAAGCUGUGCUCUAUCCAAGCAAUGUUUUACCGAAAAACCUCAAGACUGCAAUAAUUGAUAUUUUCAAACCUAUGGGCGAAGUAAAUCUGUCCUAUUUUUACGAUACAUUGAUAACUAGAAUGACUGAAGAGCUAUCAAAGAACAAAUCUGUUGUUGGUUAUAAGCUUCUUCUACAAAUUGUUGCUCAAAAUUGGCCAACAGUGUGCUCGAACAGCUUAGCAAAGACUGCGAUAUUAAGAAAUUCUUAUCAAAAUAGAAGCAACAUUGGACUGAGUAUUUUAUGGGGUGUUGGACAAGGUGGUUUUCGUGAUGUUAAUGUUGGUGUUAAAGUUUGGCAAAAUAUUAUGCUUCCUGUGAUUGAAAUGAAGAGCUACUCUCGAUAUGUUACCGAUUAUAUUGAAAAAGUUCUAUCGCACAGCGGUGGCAACCAAAAAUUAGUUAUGAGUCAAAGUGACUUUUUUGUUUUGUAUAAUGCAUUAAAAGUAAAAUAUAGCAUUCCAAGGGAGUGUCAGCAGGUGCUAGCGAAGAGUUCUCAGCUAUUUUUGAAAAAAUACAUCGAGAGCUCAUCAAAACAUGCUAACGUCUUCCUCAAUCUAUUCCGUGAUAUUGAAGAUUCCACAAAAAGUCAAGUUGAAAUUGAUGGGUGCAUCGAUUGCCUGAGCAUCGGUGACGAAUGUUUUAAAGUUUGGAAAAUGAAUUACAAGAAAAAUGUGUUGCCGUCGUUUUUGCUUUUACAACAAAUUUAUCAACAAUGGGAUGGAUCGGCGAUUAAAUUGCGUGAUUCGAAAGCAUUUGAUGAAUUCCUUGUAGUUGCAGCGCAGCUUAACCAGGAUUUAACUGCGGCCAAAAAAAGGGAUCCACAUUUGGAUGAUUUGCUUUCAUUGUUUGGGAAUGUUCAAGACAAAUCAACACAACAAAAGAAAAAAACCGCAGCGGGGAAAUCUUCAUGUGGUUGCAAAUGGUUCCUUGGCAGUAUUGUGUUAUUAGCAGUUAUCGCUGGCGUACUGCAUUAUGAUACAAAUACAAAUGGCAAAGGUGUAUUUGCUAACUCCGCUACAGGAAAAAUGCUUAAGAAUGCCGGUUUACUGCCUCAUGUGGAGAAGAGUUAUGUUGUUGUAAUGACAAAUACAGCACGAGGUUAUAAGUGGGCCGAACAAAGGGUGCCGGGUUAUAUGGCACCGGUUGGGCAAUUGGCAUGCGAUAUGUUUAAAUUAGCUCGCAAUACAGCGUGCAGUGCGUGCGGAAUGAUUAAAGACUAUGCUGUGGCUAAGUGGCCAGUUGUAUCGGCAGCUUUGGAAAGUUAUAUCCCCGGCCUGCCGCAGAAACUCGAAAAUGUUACAGUUUCAACACGAGUGCUUAUUUCCGACAGCAUCGGAAAAAUUACCGAAUUCUUUAAAGUUAAUGUUUUUGUAGGAUCAUUAUCGCCUGAAAAUCUUGGUAAAGCUCUCAACCAAACACAGGUUGCAGUUAUCAAGUAUGCUAAUGAGUUUAGUCAACAAAUGGACGCAUGGGCGAAACGGAAAUGAUUCGGAUAGAAAAUUAUCCGAAUUCAAACGAGAGAGUGAAUUAUAAAUAAAUUGAAUUUGAAAUUUAAAAAUAGAAAAAAAAAAACAAAAUACAAAAAAAAAAUUAAAAAAAAGUCAACAAAAAAACUUUACACACAUCAGAAAAAGGAAAUAAAACAAAACAAAAAAAGUGGAAAAAAAAAUAAAACAAAUUUUAGGUCUAUUUUUUAAGAGAAAAAAAGUAAACAAAAAAUUUAAUAAAGAAACAAACAAAAUCUAAAUAAAAAAUUGUGUGAAUGAUUACGAUUACGGAAACAGAAACAUUAUAAUGUGCAUUUUUGAUCCUCAAACUCUGGUUCUCUUGUUCGUAAAACAAACAUACUUAGUUUAUUUUGAUUGUAUUUAUUUUGGCUAAACGGUCUUUUUGGAAAUAUUGUUUGUUAGAAUAUAACACUUCAUUAGUCGUAUAACUAUGUUUUUUUUUUUUUUGUAAUUUGUUGAAAAUAUGGCCAUUAUACAAAAAAACGGAAUGCAAUAUUUUUACGAUUGUAUAGUUAAUUCAAUCAUUCGUUCGAAAUUUGUCAAAUUGAGUGUAUCAAGCUUGAAAGUUAGCAGUUGGGAACAUCAUCACCUGUUACUUUAACACUGCUCAGACCUAAAGUUGCAUACAAAAAGAAUUAUGUAGUUCAAAUUAAGUUGGUAAGACAUAGGCGCUAAUUUGGUUAAUCAGUUUUGUAUUUUUGACCAAAUACAUCAAACAAAUAUUUUUUGAACUUUGAACACCACCACGAAUGAUUGAAAUGAAUAUGUUACAACAAAAUUUCAUGUAUUGCAUGAUUUAUUAAAGAAGAUUAUUUCCUCAGUGUUUAUCUAUUUUUUUUUAGUCAUUUGUAGCUUUAUAAAAAAAAAUAGUAAAAAAAUAUUAGCUUUGUAAGACUAUCAAAAUAAAUAAAAAACGAUGCGUUCCAUAAUCAGCACAUUUUAUUAUUAUUAAAAAAAAAAAACAUUUCCAGAACUGAAUCUUUACCAUUAUUACCAAUAAUUACUGUACUGUUCUCUUUAUUAUAAUGACAAGUUAGUUU
Molecule: messenger RNA, 3248 nt
Organism: Episyrphus balteatus (marmalade hoverfly)
Lineage: Eukaryota; Metazoa; Arthropoda; Insecta; Diptera; Syrphidae
Gene: Tmem214
Product: transmembrane protein 214
Exons: 11
Coding region: 163-2187 (674 amino acids)
Cellular component (GO): Golgi apparatus; endoplasmic reticulum
Source: RefSeq, a predicted model, not a curated record